AUGGGGAUCACGUCAACCACGCCAGGCACGGAGGCAAAUGACGCCUCCAACACCGUAUUCACUUCCACGACCAUCAAAAUCAAGAACCGUCGCAAGCGUUACCUGGACCUGCACCCAGAGUACUUUUCUACCGAUCUCGAGCUAGCUGACCCUUUGCUCUAUGAUCGUUUGAUUCGCCGUUUCCAGACCCCCGCUGAAAGAGAGGCUGAAGGCCGAGCCAAAGGAUUUUCCGGGGUACUCCAAGCAGACCUUUGCCGCUCGGAAGCUAAAUUCGAGGCAUUAAACCAUCCAGACCCUCGUGCCAUGUUCAGCUAUACACGUGGUCCGAACGGGGAGAUCCUCGCUGAGGACAGGGACGAUAUUCCGCCAAGCAAAGAGGAAGGCGAAAAGCUUUGGCAGUGGGAGAUGACCAUGCGGUUUCUGCGAGGCGAGGACGCGGACUUCGACUACCCGACGGUCGACGAUAACGAUGAAUAUGACGAUUGGAAUGAGGCACAAGAACAAUACUUUGAGGACGAAGAGCCAGAAUGGGUUAUCGAGGGAGAAGGAAGUGGGGAUGUUGCCUCUCGGCUUCAAGGUGAGACUGGAAUUCAGGACUUCUGA
Messenger RNA from Aspergillus saccharolyticus JOP 1030-1, 603 nucleotides. RefSeq lists its product as uncharacterized. The record is from RefSeq and is a predicted model, not a curated record. The transcript is spliced from 2 exons. Bases 1 to 603 code for a protein of 200 amino acids. NCBI's taxonomy places the organism in Eukaryota, Fungi, Ascomycota, Eurotiomycetes, Eurotiales, Aspergillaceae.